CAGCAUUAUCAGCAGCACCAUUGUAAACAUCACAUCCGCAAUUUUUUAUUUGGCUCAAGCGGGUUUGUUUCAAAAAUAUCGCGGAUACCGUUUUCCAUACGAAUGCCUUGCCUUCCCAUCCCCGCAGCGCGCCCAUGAGUCAGGAUGAUUCGCUCGGCGCGAGAGUGCAGAGCAGGCGAAAUUCCAGGGAGCUGGAGGUCGGUAUCCACUCUGCGUUGACGGAGUCUGGCAAGGUAUCCAGGCGAAGUUCCAAGGAGCUGGAGGAGGCGAGCCUGCUGAAGGAGUCCCGAGAGCCGGGCAAGAAGUUGUCCUACGGCUCGGCGUUGUCUUGGAAGAGUCGCGAGCCCAGGCGGCAUACGACGCACAACGAGGAUUACCUGAGGUCUGUCGCCGAGACGUGGACCCCGGAGUCGAGCCGCGGGACUGCUGGAUUCUGGGUUGUCGUCAUCUCCGCUUUCGCAAACAUAGGCCCUGUGGGGGUACUGGUGGUAAGCCGCCCCGCCGGCGGUAUCGUGGUUUCGUUGCUGUUCUUCCUGGUGUUCGGCCUGCUCAGCUUCUUCGGCGCCUCCCUCGUCGGCGGCGCCAUGCAGCUCUCCGGCUGCAACACGCUAGCGGAGAUUUGGCAGACGACCAUCGGGCGACGCACGGCCUGGAUCCCAACGGUCUGCACCGCGCUGACUUGCUUCAGCAUUUGCAUAGGCUACGCGGGCCUGUCGGGGCACAUGCUCGCCGACGCCCUGAGCGCGAAUCCGUUCCCGCAGGUCUUCUCGUCGUCGGAGAAUUACUGGGUGGUGCUGAUUGCGGUGUUCCCUCUCUCGUUCCUGGUCAUGCUGAAGGACGUAUCCCAGAUGUGGUACAGCACCGUGGUCGUCGGUUCGUCUACACUGUUUUUUGUUGUGGUUGUGGUGGUGCGUUUUUUUGACGCCAGCUACGAGCCAGGCAAUGAGUUCAUUGACAAGCAUCAGUGGAUAGACCGCGUCCACAGCAAGUGGCAAAAUCUAUAUUGCUAUCACGAACACGGGGUGCAGCUCUUGAGCAUCCAGUCCGUUCUUUUACUCAUGCACUUCAACGCGGCCAAAUACUUCAGGGAGCUGAGCGGUUCGCACAAGCACCUGUUCUCCGCAGGGGUGGGUCUGGCAAUGGGCAUGGGCUUUCUUGCGGUGGCCGUCACCAUGGUAAUUUGUUUCCUGACCUUCGGCGACACUGCGCACCUGAUCACCCUGGACAACUACGCCAGCAACGACCAGCUGGCCGUCGCCGCCCGCGUGGCGCUGAGCGUGGGGCUCGCGGGCUGCUUUCCGCUGAUCUUCGCGGCGAUGCGCGAGGCGCUGGUAGAGCUGCUGGCAAGCAUGAUGCCGGAGUGGGACUUCGCUUUCAGCAAGGUCGCCUUCCAGAACGUACUCAGCCUUUUUUUGCUCACUGCGGUCGUCCUGACAAGCACUUCGGCACACAAGAUCGACGCGAUGGCCGUCAACUUCGGCCGCACAACCGCCGGCACCCUUCUCAUCUACGUCAUCCCCGCGGUCCUGUGGGUGUCCACCCACCGCACCUUCGUGGCCAGCAAGAUGAGGGCGCACCAGACGGCCGGUGCGGUCGUCCUCGUCGCCGUCGGCGUGUCCCUCGCGGUGCUGAGCCCUGUCGUCUGGCUGACGCGCAUCGACUCGAGGUUCGGCUCCAUGGGGCCUCCGGACGUGAGCGGCGCAGAGGCUCAGGCGCUGCAUGACCGCUCCAACCACUCCCAGUGGUGGUGAUGCCGACCCAAGAGAAUAUGGGAAAAUGUGGGGAGUCUCUUUUUGUUCGUGUGCAUUUAUCUGUGUGCCCCAGGGCCCCUUCCUACUGAGCGCUCCCACCGCUCCCGGUGGCGGUGAGGGCCGCUGGCCCGCCUCCGCCUCCCGCGCGCGCGAGGAGUUGCGCCGAGGCCGGCGCCCUGGCAUGGGCCUGGGAGCACCCACCAGCGCGCGGCACCCGCCAGCGCGCGGAGCCAGCGCUUUCGCGAGCGCUGCGUCGGUUGGCAGUUUCUGGAAGCUGCUCGGCGCUCCAUCGCUCGGGGGCGGAAAAGAGGGGGGUGAUGAC
This is a messenger RNA of Prorocentrum cordatum, 2073 nucleotides long. The record is from the annotation of a GenBank genome assembly. Lineage: Eukaryota; Dinophyceae; Prorocentrales; Prorocentraceae.